Molecule: messenger RNA, 747 nt
Organism: Endocarpon pusillum Z07020
Lineage: Eukaryota; Fungi; Ascomycota; Eurotiomycetes; Verrucariales; Verrucariaceae
Exons: 1
Coding region: 1-747 (248 amino acids)
Source: RefSeq, a predicted model, not a curated record
AUGGCAGCAACACAGUCUCCAUCUCUUCUAGAGCUUCAAUCCUAUCUUAUCCCCGGGUUGCCUUCCUCUGUUUACUACAUUCCCGCCUUCCUCCCUCCUGCAACAUGCGAUGUGCUCCUCAGCACCAUCUUAGCCACUCCAUCCCCGAGAUGGACAAAUCUCUCCCGUCGACGUCUUCUCUCCCUUCCGAGUCCGCUAACAGGUAAAUCUCGGGAUACGCUUGUAUCUUCCGCUCCGCUUCCUGCGUACCUCACAGAUGAGAUACUUCCGAACUUCCAAACUCUAGGCAUCUUCAAUUACAGCCCGCAUGGUACACCGAAUCAUGUACUUGUCAAUGAGUAUUUGCCAGGCCAAGGUAUAAUGCCACACGAAGACGGGCCCGCAUAUCAUCCAGUUACAGCGACGGUCAGCCUAGGAAGCUCAACAGUGCUUGACAUCUACUCCAAAUCCGGUUCCGAAGUUGACGGCAGCGAGCGUAGACACUGGCGCGUCUUACAGGAGCCGGGAAGCUUGCUUGUAACCAUGGCAGACUGUUAUACUGAUACGCUCCACGGUAUCGCUGAAACUUGGGUUGAUGAGGAUUUGCGUGAGGAGACUGUUUCAAAUUGGGGUUUGCUGGGAAGCAAGGACCAGUUCCGGCAAGGUUGGAAUAGCAGAAAAAUGAGAGUCAGCCUGACAUAUCGCGAUGUGAAGAAAGUGGUUUGGGUUGGAGGCAGAGCAAAGAACAAUAUCCUGGGCAGCCGAUGA